This is a messenger RNA of Diaporthe citri, 1176 nucleotides long. RefSeq lists its product as uncharacterized. The transcript has 2 exons. Gene Ontology annotation, cellular component: extracellular region. The record is from RefSeq and is a predicted model, not a curated record. Gene Ontology annotation, molecular function: hydrolase activity, hydrolyzing O-glycosyl compounds; cellulose binding. Gene Ontology annotation, biological process: glucan catabolic process. Lineage: Eukaryota; Fungi; Ascomycota; Sordariomycetes; Diaporthales; Diaporthaceae. The coding region runs from base 1 to 1176 and encodes 391 amino acids.
AUGAAGUCCUUGAUCGCCUCGACCGCCUUCAUUGCCGGCGCUCUCGCGCAGGGCGCUGCCUACGCACAAUGCGGUGGCCAGGGAUGGACUGGCACGACGACAUGUGUGUCUGGAUACACCUGCACCUACUCCAACCAGUAUUACUCCCAGUGUCUUCCGGGCUCUGCGGCUACUACGCUGUCAACUUCAACCACCAAGCCCAGCUCGACUUCAGCGCCCCAGCCGAGCGCCACGACAUCGAAGGCUCCCUCUGCGACGGGCUUCAAGUUCCUCGGGGUGGAUGAGUCUGGUGCUGAGUUUGGCUCGAACUCUUACCCUGGGCUUUGGGGCAAGGACUUCAUCUUCCCUGACAACACCGCUCUCCAGACCCUCAUCAGCUCGGGCUACAACAGCUUCCGGAUCCCCUUCUCUAUGGAGCGGAUCGUUACCGGUACCACGGUUUCGUCCUCGCUGGCAACCGCAUAUCUCAACAACUUGACCGCGACGGUCAACUUCAUCACCAACGCCGGUGCCUAUGCCAUUGUCGACCCGCACAACUUUGGGCGGUUCUACGGCAACAUCAUCACCGACACCGCCGGCUUCCAGACCUUCUGGAAGAACCUGGCCACCGUGUACAAGGGCAACUCCAAGGUCAUCUUCGACACCAACAACGAGUACCACGACAUGGACCAGACCCUCGUCCUGAACCUGAACCAGGCCGCCAUCAACGGCAUCCGCGCCGCGGGGGCCAGCUCCCAGUACAUCUUCGUCGAGGGCAACUCGUACUCGGGCGCCUGGACCUGGGCGACGGUCAACGACAACCUCAAGGCCCUGACCGACCCGCAGAACAAGAUCGUCUACGAGAUGCACCAGUACCUCGACUCGGACGGCUCGGGGACCUCGGCCACCUGCGUCUCGGGCACCAUCGGCGCGGAGCGCGUCGCCAGCGCGACGCAGUGGCUCAAGACCAACGGCAAGAUUGGUAUUAUCGGGGAGUUUGCGGGCGGGGCGAACGACCAGUGCAAGUCGGCCGUCACGGGCCUGCUCAACACCCUCAAGUCCAACAGCGAUGUCUGGCUGGGCGCGCUCUGGUGGGGAGGUGGCCCGUGGUGGGGCGACUACAUCUAUGGAUAUGAGCCGCCAAGUGGAAUCGGGUACAAGUACUACGAUUCGCUGCUCAAGACAUACAAGCCCUAA